Messenger RNA from Terrapene triunguis (Three-toed box turtle), 1125 nucleotides. Its product is annotated as cytochrome P450 2G1-like. Gene Ontology annotation, biological process: xenobiotic metabolic process. Gene Ontology annotation, molecular function: heme binding; oxidoreductase activity, acting on paired donors, with incorporation or reduction of molecular oxygen, reduced flavin or flavoprotein as one donor, and incorporation of one atom of oxygen; iron ion binding. Gene Ontology annotation, cellular component: intracellular membrane-bounded organelle; cytoplasm. The record is from RefSeq and is a predicted model, not a curated record. The annotation marks the transcript as partial. The transcript has 7 exons. Lineage: Eukaryota; Metazoa; Chordata; Testudines; Emydidae.
CCGGUGUUCACCGUCUAUUUCGGGUCCAAGCCCAUCGUGGUGCUGUGCGGGCACGAGGCAGUGAAGGAAGCGCUGGUGGACCAGGCCGAGGAGUUUAGCGGGAGAGCCCACAUACCGACUGUGGAGAAGAACUUUCACGGCUUUGGGGUGGUUUUUGCCAACGGGGAGCGGUGGCGGCAGCUACGCCGGUUCUCCCUCACCGUCCUGCGGAACUUCGGCAUGGGGAAGAAAAGCAUCGAGGAGCGGAUCCAGGAGGAGGCCCAGUUCCUGCUGGAAUCCUUUCGAAAUACAAAAGCGGAACCUUUUGACCCGACGUACUUCUUGAGCCGGGCCGUCUCCAACGUCAUCUGCUCCAUCGUCUUUGGCGACCGCUUCGACUACGAAGACAAAGAGUUCCUGUCCUUGCUGCAGAUGAUGAACGAAAGCUUUAGAGAGAUCAGCACCCCGUGGUCACAGUUCUACGACAUGUAUGCAGAUUUUCUCAAAUACUUCCCUGGCCCUCACAUGAAAAUCUACUACAUACUGGAAGACAUGAGGAAAUUUAUUGAGAGGAGAGUGAAGCAGAACCAAGCAACGCUGGAUGCCAAUUCCCCCCGGGAUUUUAUCGACUGCUUCCUGAUCCAAAUGGAAAAGGAAAAGCAAAACCCUUCCAGCGAAUUUAACACCAAGAACUUGGAGCUGACCACGCUCAACUUGUUCUUCGCCGGCACGGAGACCGUCAGCUCCACCCUGCGAUACGGGUUCCUGCUCCUGAUGAAACACCCAGAGGUCCUAGGGAAGAUGCACGAGGAGAUCGACCGGGUGAUCGGCCAGAGCCGCGUCCCGGCCAUCGAGGACCGGAGCCAGAUGCCCUACACCGACGCCGUCAUCCACGAGAUCCAGCGGGUCAGCGACCUGAUCCCCAUGGACUUGCCCCACAUCGUGACCCGGGACACCCAGUUCAGAGGCUACACCAUCCCCCAGGGCACCGAGAUCUACCCCAUGCUCAGCACCGUCCUGCGCGACCCCAGCAAGUUCAAAACCCCCGAAAGCUUCAACCCCGGGAACUUCCUGGAGGAGACGGGGCGGUUCCGGAAAAACGACGCCUUCGUGCCCUUUUCCUCAGGUGAGCUGCCUAAUGCGGAC